Messenger RNA from Schistosoma turkestanicum, 580 nucleotides. NCBI's taxonomy places the organism in Eukaryota, Metazoa, Platyhelminthes, Trematoda, Strigeidida, Schistosomatidae. The record is from the annotation of a GenBank genome assembly.
AAUGCGGCACAUUGUGGCGGACCAUGGGAUACCAAAGAUAAUAUUAACCGAUCAAGGUCCCUGUUUCGAGAGUGAUGAGUUCAAGUCCCGUCUAAAGCAGUUAGGUAUCAAGAGAGUACGAACAACGCCGUAUCAUCCACAGACGAAUGGGUUAACGGAAAGGAAUAACCGAACGCUAAAGGAAUGGCUAGCAUCUAAAGGGGGUGACUGGGAGAAAGAAUUACCAUUAAUCUUGCUGGCACAUCGUGCCUCGGCACAGGGAACAACCAGGAAGUCACCGUUCCAGCUGAUGUAUGGCAGACGGCCGAGACUACCAACGCAUGAUAAAACCUGGCCGCAACAACAGAGAUGGAAUACAACAAGAUUGAGAACAGAGCGGAGACAAGCAAUCAGGAAUGUGAGAGAGAAACAAACAUCAGACAUGGAAAAGUCAGAACAGGAGAGAAAGAACUGGAGAUUGUUUGAAGUGGGAGAUCAGGUGAAGUGUAGAGAACGGAAAUAUACCACAGGAAGAGGGCCAGGGUCAGGUAAGCUGAUCCCGAAGUGGGAGGGACCGUACGUCGUCACCGAGAGGCGCGGC